AUGGGUUUAAAAUAUUUUUUAAUAAUUACGGCAAUCUCAAAUUUUCUGUACUUGGAAGCAAAUGCUAAAGCUGAAAUUAUUACGGGGUCCCAUUAUGAAAAUUGUACAGAACCUGCAAAAAAUAUGCGAGCUAAUAUUAUAGAUGCAACACAGCUUAAAAUACAUUCAGAAAAUGACACACACACUUUUCUUAAUGGAACUGUAAAAUUUCGAAAGGGAUUUGAAGUUUUACCAGGCCGAUUUUAUGCAGAAAUGUUUGAUCGUGGUCAGUGGUUUAUACAAGCAUUUGAUAGAUCAUAUCCUGAUUUGUGUACAGCAUUUCGUGAUCCAACCCAACCAUUUUAUAAUUACUGCAAACACUUUCCAAUGUGUCCACAUAAAACUGGAUUUGAUUGGAAUUUCAAAAUGAAUUAUUUAGAUUCUUCUAAAGCAGUUCUUGAAAAUAUGCCAAGCCACUACAUGGGAAAAUGGCGAAUGACAGUUGUUCUUGAUUUUAAGAUUAAUAAUUUACCUAAAAGUGAUUGCUUAAGAUUUCCUUUCGAAAUUUUUGAAGUUUAA
This is a messenger RNA of Chironomus riparius, 558 nucleotides long. The record is from the annotation of a GenBank genome assembly. Lineage: Eukaryota; Metazoa; Arthropoda; Insecta; Diptera; Chironomidae.